GUACGUCAGUUGCCAGAGGUUGCUCACCAAAAUAGGGUGAUGGCUGCGACAUUUUUGUUCCGUCGAGAAAUUCCUUAAAAUGUCAACAAAUCGGAACAUUUCCACUCUUCCUUUGGAUGCACUUCGCUCAGUUACUCCACAAAAGAAACAGUCGACACAGCAAACCUUUAACCGAUCACCCGCAACCUGCAACGGCCAGAGAAGUUACCGCACAAACAGCAUUGGCGCAAACAAUCUGCAGUUAUACACCGAGAAUAAAAAGUUACGCCGUUGCCUGCGAUUGUUUUUAGAGAAUUCGGAUCUUAAAACAAUGAACGUGUUAUCUUCUGUCAUGUCUAUGUGUGAUGACAAGCUUAGAAACUUCUUAACAGACAAGCUUACAGAAACUCAUACAAGGACUACCGCAACAGGCACCAGUACAACGUCUGACUACCUAUCGUCAGCUAAGAGAAUCAAACAACUGAAUGAAAACACAGUACUUUCUAAUAGUUACGGGAAAUCGUUUCAAGACAUUGAUUUAAAUGAUCUACGCAAUAGCACCUUACAAACGUCAACGUUCCGUUCUACGAAAUCAUCUCCUCGGCCGGAAUACUCUCCUGCACUUUCAGCUGGAUCACUACGUCCGCCAAUGAGGUUCGGCGUGGGAAAAAGUCCUUACGAAAAAUCGCCAGGAAAGUCCAAGAUCGGGAGUUCUUUUCAUCCAAAUUCACAGCUUUCCGGAGGAAAAGACUUACCCUCUCGUAACAAAUACAACAUACGAAGUACAUCAAGAGAGAGAGAGACUCAAGCAGACGACACUUUUGGCAGAAGUCAAUUGAAAAAAGGCGUUUACAAGCGUCCAACUAGCGCUCCGUCCAUGCGGUUGAAAAGUGUAUUUGAAAGUCCAGAAUUUCAGAGAAUCAAAGAAAGUGCCUUUUCGCCUGUGAAAACUGAAAAACAUUGCAAAGAAUGCGGUGUGCAGAUAUCACCGACGACGUGUUUCUGUCAUUCACCGUGGGCUGAAAACGAUACAGGAGCCAUUACCAUACCGGACAUUGGUAAGGAAAUGCCGCCGCCUAAAUAUAUAAAGCCUGCUAGAAUUAGAGAAAAUGAAACAUCAGUUAGUAAUUACCCUACAGCACAGCAUUUACUGUAUGACAGUGUCGCUGCUAACCUUGACAGCUUUUUUGACAGUGACCAGUCAAAACUGCCGACCACUGCGACUGAAAGGUCUGGAAAGCGUCAUCUUGCAAAAUCUGUAAACUUUACCGUAGCACCCCAAAACUGUUCGAUCAAAUCUCAAUAUACCAAAAAUGUCGGACGAGAUGAAAAUACUCUGGCUGAAGCAAAAGAAGCGUAUAACCGGGGCACGCAGACUUCCUUUGUCAACAAUACAAAAGGCAGUAGAAAGGAUAGACAACAAACAGCCUACGAUUCGGAAAGACAGUCUACUGGUACUGGCCCAAACAGUCUCCAAUGUAGUUCAUUUCAGCAGAGCGUCUCUACACAAAUGCCUUCAGCAGGUAGUCAAUGGGACGAUUUCGGAAGGGUCGGUUUGCCGCAAGCAGCAUCUACACCUUUGCGACCAACGAUCCAAAAUCGUGCCACUCAAAGACAAGACAGGGAAUUCAACGAUAUUUCUCGGGGUGUGACAAAUAACCCUACUGUCGGAUAUGAACCAAGUGAACAAUGCGAAUGCAGUGCAGAGACCACAGUAUUGCCUUACGACAAUGAAGAAGAAUUGCAGAGGUAUGAGUUGUCAGGCAACAGGGACAUUGGGCAUAACAAAACGACGGUACACAAGAAAAACCCCGAAAUACGUGAUACAAAUAUCACAGUGGAGCAGAGAUCACCAAAAGCGAACAGAAUUUCGACUGUAUUACUGGCUGACAUCAUGGGUAUCAAAGGUAGAGGAGCAACUGAAAAGGCGAAGUACAUAAUUCACCGUCCGGUUGAUAUUCUGACUGGUUACUACCCAGUUAUUUCCGAGGAAGUCGGAAUGAUCCUGGCAAUGACAAAACCAAACAAGCGUCUGAUAGGAGAAAUAGCAUUCCAGCUGGACAGACGGAUACUCGAGUUUGUGUUCGCCAGGACAAAUGAUAGACACUGUAGUACAAAGCGAUCUCGUUACUAUGGCUACAGUGUUGCAAGUAUCAUGCUGCUGAUUGCGAAAGAGGUUCGACACGCCGACCAUGACCCGGGAGUAGAUUUAAAUCUCAGAAUGAGACUGGAAUAUAUUCUUGAGACUUUGCAGCGCCUUAGUUACGACUUUGAACGCCAUUCAGAGUUCACGCAAGAUAUGGUCAACAAAUAUGGGCUCUUGAACGGCACCCCAGAGCCUGGUACUAUAGAGGAUAUUGGCCUCCAUGAGCCAGCGGUGUUGAGAGUGUUGUUACAUCAGCUUGCAGAAGACGAACAGGAACUUGAAGAGAUGCUUAUAAUCCUUGAUUGCCUCCAUUAUAUGGCUCAUAAAGAUAAAGGGCCAUUAUUUAUUUGGUGAACAUGUAAAAACUAACUCUCAUGUAAAUAUCCAUUUUCAAAUCAAAGUUAUAUUCUCAAAGUAAACUGUUUAUAUGAGACUGUAUUUUCAUUUAUUAGUAAACUUCGCAUCUAUUUUUAAUGUUAAAGAUUAUUAAUCAAAGACAA
Mercenaria mercenaria is the source of this 2625-nucleotide messenger RNA. RefSeq lists its product as uncharacterized. The record is from RefSeq and is a predicted model, not a curated record. The transcript has 6 exons. Lineage: Eukaryota; Metazoa; Mollusca; Bivalvia; Venerida; Veneridae. Bases 80 to 2479 code for a protein of 799 amino acids.